AUGCUCCCGUGGUGUGACUCCAGCAGCUCGCGCGCCUGCACCAGCUUGAGGGGUCGGUGGACUUUGUACGCCGUGGAGCGGGCCGAUGGAGCCGGCGCCAGGCUGCAGGAUGCUAUCUUAUGGAUGGCCAUCGCCGCCAACCUCAACAUGAGCUUCGGUGGCCUGAUCUCGACGAAAAUUUGCAACCAGUCGCACGGGACGGACGUCUUCGUUGCCGCGGCUGGGGUGCUUGGGAUCAGCGUGCCAGGGGACCUGUUCGUGGAGGACCCUCCGCCUUUCGACCUUGACUACAGAGGGCUGAAAGAUUUUCGCAACGCGUUAGUGAGAGACCGUGCUGUGCCCGACGGGGCCCACGUUGUAGUUCGGGACAGGAGCGUCGUGGCCUCCCUGCCUGCAGCUGGCUUUCGCAUGUCAGACCUUCUCACGCCGCGAUUCUUGCAGUCGCUGCGCGAUUCGACCGCUCUGUUCGACGACUGGAUGCUCCCCGCCUGGAUGCCGGAUCAGAAGCUUCCCUUGGUGGCGGUGCAUCUGCGGCGCGGCGACGUUGUGGCCGCCAACGACUCCUACGGGGAGGGCCAUAGGAUGACCCCCGACGCCUGGUACUACGAGGUGGUACGGCGAAUCCGCACCGUGCUGCCAGACGCAGACGUGCACGUCUUCAGCUCCACCGAGGGCAAUUACGCCUCCCAGGAUUUCGACGGCUACAGACUGAGGCACAUGACUGUGCACCUCGACGGGAACAUCCUGGACUCCUGGGUUGCCAUGGCCCGGGCGAGGGUCCUCGUCAUGGCCAAGAGCAGCUUCUCGCAAGUGCCAGCGUUCCUGAACCCGCACUGCGUCAUCUACCAGCCCUACUGGAACAUGCCCCUCGAGGGGUGGAUCGUGGCGGCCCGCGAGGGGGGCGAGAACGCAGCCGGGCCCGCCCCGUUUGAAACCGACGAGCUGAAGGACUGCCUCGACCGCGACCGCACCCCCCAGGCCCGCGUCUGA
Messenger RNA from Prorocentrum cordatum, 990 nucleotides. The record is from the annotation of a GenBank genome assembly. Lineage: Eukaryota; Dinophyceae; Prorocentrales; Prorocentraceae.